Molecule: messenger RNA, 6362 nt
Organism: Dunckerocampus dactyliophorus (ringed pipefish)
Lineage: Eukaryota; Metazoa; Chordata; Actinopteri; Syngnathiformes; Syngnathidae
Product: fibroin heavy chain-like
Exons: 48
Coding region: 15-6362 (2115 amino acids)
Source: RefSeq, a predicted model, not a curated record
CAUUUGGGAGCACGAUGGCCAGAGGGACGGUGUGCACGUACCUCCGGGGGGUCGUCCUCCUCACCUUGUGGAGGCCGGCGCUGCAAGGAGGUGUGUUCAUACCUGCGGGUGGUGCUGGAGGAGCAGCUGGAACAGGCUUUGGUGCUGGAACUGGAUUCGGUCCAGGUGGAGCAGGAACUGGAUUUGGACCAGGUGGAGCUGGUACAGGAUUUGGACCAGGUGGAGCUGGUACAGGAUUUGCUCCCGGAGCAGGAGGGGCUGGUGCUGGACCAGGAGGCUUUGGACAAGGAGCUGCAGGAGGUGGCUUUGGUGGUCAGGGACCAGGAGGGUUCAGGCCCGGCACCUAUGGUCCAGGCAGUGGUGGAGUCGGGGGUGUACCAGGAGGUUUUGGGGCUGGUGUCAAGCCUCCUAAAACAGGUGGUGCCUACGGUGGUCAAGAAGGAGUGAGUGGAGGGUUCGGAGCAAGACAGGGAACUGUAGGUGGAGGACUGGGUCCAGGUGGAGCUGUGUCAGGUGGUCUUGGCGGCUAUGGAACUGGGCCUGGGGGAGCUACUGCUUCUGGUUUUGGUCCGGGAGGUCAAGGCACAGGUGCUGGUGCCAUACCUGGGAAGUCAGGGUACGGAGGCCUUGGGGCAGGGGGUGUGGCUGGAGCAACUGGAUCACAAGGAAUAGGGGCCGGCAGAGGUCAAGGUGCUGGAAUAGGUAUCGUACCCGGAGGUGGCUUUGGAGGGGGUUAUAGUCCAGCCGGUGGCAGUCAGUUCCCAGGAAGUGGUGGAACAGCACCCAAACCGCCAAAAACAGGUUACAGCCAGGGGGCAGGAGGAUUUGGACCUGGUGGUGCAGCAGCUGGGCCUGGUGCAACAGGAUUCGGACCUGGUGGCGCAGGAUUUGGGCCUGGGGGUGCAGGAGUAGGGCCUGGGGGCGCAGGAAUUGGACCAGGUGUAACAAGGUUUGGACCUGGUGGUGCAGCUACUGGUCCUGGUGCAACAGGAUUUGGACCUGGCGCUGCAGGAGUGGGGCCCGGGGCCACAGGGUUUGGGCCUGGAGGUGCAGGAGUUGGGCCAGGUGGCGCAGGAGUUGGUCCUGGUGGUGUAACUACAUUUCUGCCACAAGGUGGGGCUGCAGGGGUGGGACCAGGUGGGAAGAGCAGUGGCAAAACUUCAAAACAACUUCCAGGUGUCGGGGUGCCUGGACUGUAUCAAGGUGGAUUUGCACCAAGUCAAGAUUUUGGAGGACGUGGUGUUCUACCUGGAGUACCAACUGGAUCUGGACUUGGCCUUCAGGCAGGUGCCGGAGUACUCGGCCAGGGUGGUGCUGGUCAAGGAAUCAACAAUGUUCGAGGACAGCAGCUACCAGGGGUUUUUCGUGGGUACCCUCUCAUAUCACCAAAGUCAGGAGCAGGGAAAUCGAAGAGCCCAGCCAAAGCUGCAGCUAAAUAUGGUGGAGCUGGAGGCGGUGCACUUGGCCAAGGCGGCACUUUAGGAGUUGGCGCCAGUGGACUGCCUGGAGGAGGGGUGGGUCUCCCAGGCUUUGGAGGGGGAGCUGGAACAGCAGGUGGACCUGGAGCUGUUUCUGGAUUUGGAGGCGGAGCUGGAACAGCAGGUGGACCUGGAGCUGUUCCUGGAUUUGGAGGCGGAGUUGGAACAGCUGGUGGACCCGGAGCUAUCCCUGGAUUUGGAGGCGGUGCUGGAACAGCAGGUGGACCUGGAGCUGUUCCUGGAUUUGGAGGCGGAGUUGGAACAGCUGGUGGACCCGGGGCUGUUCCUGGAUAUGGAGGUGGAGCUGGAACAGGUUUUGGUCCUGGAUCAGCCAAAGCACGCAAAUAUGGUCAGCCUGGUGGUGCUGGAACUGGUGCGACUGGAGGCCUUGGAGGACUGGGAGGAAGUGCCGGUGCUGGCACAGGAGUUCCUGGAUAUGGUCAAGGUGGCGCUGUGACUGGUCCAGGUGGUGCUGGAUAUGGUCCAGGUGGUGCCGGCAGUGGUCCUGUCGGAGGUGGUUAUGGACCUGGUAGCACUGGAUUCAGACCAGGUGGAGCUGGAAUAGGAUUAGGAGGAACGGGAAUAGGAUCUGGAGGGUAUGAUGCCAAUGCCAAAGCUCGUAAAUACGGCAUGCUCAGUGGAGCACUGGGAAGUCAAGGAAUAAGUACUGGAGGACUUGGACCUGGUGGUGCUGGCACAGGGUUUAGACCAGGAGGUGGAGUUGGACCCGGUGGUGUUGGCACAGGUUAUGGACCAGGAGGAGUCAGGCCUGGUGGUGUCAGAACAGGAUUUGGACAAGGAGUUGGACAGGGUGGUGCAGGUAAAAGCUACGGACCAGGCGGAGUUGGAACUGGUGGUGUUGGUACAGGCUUUGGACAAGGAGGAGUUGGGCCUGGUGGUGCUGCUGCAGGGUUUGGACCAGGAGGAGUCAGACCUGGUGGUGCUGGCACACCUUAUGUACCAGGAGGAGCAGUUGGACCUGGUGGUGCUGGCACAAGUUAUGGACCAGGAGGAGCAGUUGGACCUGGUGGUGCUGGUGCAAGUUAUGGACCAGGGGGAGUUAGGCCUGGUGGUGUUGGUACAGGGUUUGGACCAGGAGUCGGUCCUGGUGGUGCAGGCAAAAGUUAUGGACCAGGAGCAGCAGUUGGACCUGGUGGUGGUGCUGCUGCAGGUUUUGGACCCGGUAGAGGAUUUGUGCCAGGCAGUGCAGGUACUGGCUACGGGCCAGGAGGUGGAGUUGUGCCUGGAGGUGCUGGCACUGGAUUUGGACCAGGAGGAGGAAUAGGGCCUGGAGGUGCUGGCACUGGAUUUGGACCAGGAGGAGGAAUAGGACCUGGAGGUGCUGGCACUGGAUUUGGACCAGGAGCAGGAGGUGGGCCUGGAGGUACUGGAUAUGGAACUGGAGGCUAUGCUGGUGCCAAGGCUCGCAAAUAUGGUCUUCCUGGGGGAGCCAUGGGUGCAGGAGGGGUUGGUGUUGGAACUGGACCAAGUUCUGGCAUUGGACUGGGAGGAGGGUUCCAAGGACAAGGUCCCGGACAAACAGCUGGAGGAGGAGCCAGUGCAGGACUCGGGGCAGGUGGACUGCCUGGUUCCGGUGUUGGAACUGGAGGAGGAACUGGUGGCUUUGGACAAGGCAGCACAGGCGGUUCUACUGGUGGGGCAAAGUCUCUCAAAUAUGGGCUUCCUGGUGGCAGUGGAGCUCCUGGGUCGGGUCAAGACGGAAGAUUAGGUGGCCCAGCAGGAACUGGAGGAGUACUAGGGACUGGUGGAACCGGUUAUGGACCUGGGGUUGCGCCUGGAGCAGGUUUUGGACCAGGGGGAGGCUACAGUGCAGGGGCAGGGACUGGAUAUGGACCAGGUUAUGGAGCUGGGUCAAAGGCUGCCAAAUAUGGUCAAGGUGGAGCUGGUGGUGGGGCACUUGGAGGUGGAGCAGCACAAGGUGGCUAUGGAACUGGAGGAUUUGGAACUGACACAGCAGGUGACGGUUAUGGUGCAGCUGGAUCCAAGGCUGACAAAUAUGGUCUAUUUGGUGGAGUGUCACCUGGAACAGGAACUGGUACCAGUGGUCCAAUAAACGGCACCUACGUUUUGAUGAACGGAACUAGCACCGGUGGGGGUGCUCGCACAACAACUAGACCUGGUGGACGUGAUGCUACACGAGGCACACUAGCUCCGCUACCAGAAGGUGGACGUGGUGCUGAAGUUGGAAAGGAUGGAAAAGACAUUGAUGGAGGUGAGGGUGGUCCCGGCAGUGUGAUAGAGGGGUCUGGCAUUGCUGCAGGAGAAGGAGUCACCGGGGGGGUUGGUGGACGACCAUUUGGUGCAGGAGCUGAUGGAGAUGGUCUGAGGGGAACAGGAAUUCCCAUCCUUGGAGCAAAACCAGGUCUCAGUGGGACUCCACUUCCAGGUUCCACAGGAGCUGCACCUGUUGGCAGAGGAGGUGUCCAACCCACUGGUGCAAGUGGGGUACUACCCGGUGCCAAACCUCUCAGACCACCAGGAGUCCCGAGAGGUGACACACCUGGUGAAGGAGAGGGAGAAGGAGGUCCUGUUGGAGACAGAUUUGACACAGGAGGAAGACUGACAGGGGUACAAGGUACUCCUUCGAGUGCAGGAGUAGCAGGAGGAGUUUCUGGUGGCGUAAGAGGAACUGGAAGAGGAGGUGGUCCUGCAACUGGAACUGGAGUUGGACCAGGAGGAACAGCUGCAGCAGUAGGAACAACACCAAAACCCUCUAAAGCAUACAAACCUGAUGGGACCAAAGUUGGAGCUUUACCUGGUGGAGUAGGGGGUGGCACUGGGAUAUUUGGAGGAGGUCCAGGGGGAGUUGGGACAGGACCUGGUGGAGGAGGUCCAGGAGGAGUUGGGUUCGGCCCUGGUGCAGCUGGAGGAGGUCCUGGAGGAGUUGGAACCGGACCUGGUGCAGUUGGAGGAGGCCCAGGAGGAGUAGGGUUCACUCCUGGUGCAGUUGGAGGAGGAAGAACGGGACCUGGCACAGUUGGAGCAGGUCCAGGAGGUUCAGGAGGAGUCGGGGUCGGGCCUGGUAGUAUGGUGCCUGGCGGUGUAGGAGCAGGACCCGGACCCAUAAAACCUGGAAAAAGUUAUGGUGCUGGUGGAGCUGGAGCAUUACCAGGUGGAGGUCUACGCUUUCCAACUGGAGCUGGAGUAGGACAAGGAGGAAAACCAGGCAAAACAUAUGGGACUUUUGGAGCAGGAAGCCAAGGUGGGGUUGGGCCUGGUGGCUAUGGUGGUCCUGGAGGUGUUGGUGCUGGCACUGGAGGCUUUGGCACAGGGCUAGGGGGUUAUGGACCCGGACCAGGAGGUUAUAAUACUGGACCUGGAAGCUAUGGGGCCAAAACAGGAAGCAAGGGCGUUGGUGGUGGUCCAAGUGGAGCUGGGACCCUUGGUGUUGGAACUGCUGGAGUUGGUACUGGAGGAUUAGGAGGAGGACCAAGUUAUGAUGCUGGUGGACUGGGGGGAUAUGGCGGUUCAAGAUAUGGUGCUGGAAAACCAUCAAAAAGUUAUGGACAAGGAGCUGGUGGUAACGGAAUUAGGCCAGGUGGCUAUGGAACUGGACUAGGUGGAACUGGUUCCAGUCCAGGAGGUUUUGGAGCAGGUGGCACUGGACCUGGCAGUUUUGGACCUGGCACUGCAGGAGCAGGACAAGGUCGUGUUGGAACUGGAACAGGUGGUUAUGGACUAGGUGGUGUUGCCACAAGACCUGGCCUUUAUGGGAAUGGUGGAGCAGGUCAAGGAAUGGGCAUAAGGAAGCCACUCAAAUCUGGCUAUGGCUCAUCCUCACUGGGUGGACCUGGCUAUGGCAAUGGUGGAUUUGGCCAAGGAACUGGUGGCUUUGGACCAGGUACAGCUGGUACAGGAACUAAUGGCUUUGGACCAGGCGGUGCUGGCACAGGAACAGGUGGAUUUGGACCACGUGGUGCUGGCACAGGAACAGGUGGAUUUGGACCAGGUGGUGCUGGUUUUGCACCGAGUGGUUCUGCCAAGGGAACGGGAAGCUUUGUACCUGGUAGUGCCGGUAUAGGACCUGGUGGCUAUGGACCUGGUGGUGUUGGUACAGGAACCGGUGGCCUUGCACCUGGUGGUUUCAGACCAGGUGGUGCCAGUACAGGCGGGUUCAUACCAGGUAGUACUGGCACAGGAACAGCUGGAUUCAUGCCAGGUGGUGCUACCAAAGGAACGGGAGGCUUCAUGCCAGGCGCUACUGGCAUGGCAAAUGGUGGAUUUGGACCAGGAGGUGCUGGAACAGGUGCCUUCGGACCAGGUGGUGCCCCCACAGCAACAGCUGGUUUCAGACCAGGUGGCUUUGGUCCAGGUGGUGCCGGCACAGGACCCGGUGGCUUUGGUCCAGGUGGUGCCAGUACAGGACCAGGUGGCUUUGGUCCAGGUGGUGCCCGCACAGGAACAGGUGGCUUUGGACCAGGUGGUGCCGGCAUAGGACCAGGUGGCCAACAAUUUGGAAAAAGAAAACCACUUUCACCUGGAGGUGCUGGUGCUGGUUCUGCUGGUGUUGGACUUGGUGGCUACGGCCAAGGGGGAUAUGGCCCAUCAGGAACUGGGACAGGCUCUUUUGGUUAUGGGCCUGGGGGUGCCGGACCUGGAGGCUUUGGCCCAGGAGCGGCUGGAACUGGACCAGCGGUGGGCGGGGCCACUGGAUAUGGACCCGGUGGACAAGCAUUUGGAACAGGGAAACCUGCUAAAUCAGGUUACGGCUCGUUGCUAGGAGGAGCAGGAUAUGGACCAGGCGGUGCUGUAGGGGGUCUUCCAGGUGCAGGAACUGGAGGACUGCAAGGAGGGGGCCAAGCAGGGGGGGCUCUCAAUGGCUUUGUUGGAGGAGCUGCUGGAGGCUAUCCAGAUUUUCAUUGA